AUGGAUGGUAACAAAGACGAAGCUGUCAAGUGUUUGAAGAUCGCCAAAGACUCCAUUAGAUCGGGCGACAGAACCCGUGCUCAGAAAUUUCUUAACAAAGCUCGCAGGUUGGACCCAUCUAUCGAUACUGAUGUUCUACUCUCAGAUCUCGACUCGAACAAUGAAACCCCCGAGGAUAAUCGCGUUCAUCGCCGCAAGGUUCCGACUCCGGCGACCGGACCGUCGUCCUCCUCCUCAUCGGCAGGCUACACCGAAGAACAAGUUGCUGUCGUGAAGGCCAUUAAGAGGAAGAAAGACUAUUACGAGAUUUUGGGGCUAGAAAAGAGCUGUAGCGCCGAAGAUAUUCGCAAGGCCUACCGGAAAAUAUCUCUUAAGGUCCAUCCCGACAAAAACCAAGCGCCUGGUGCGGAGGAGGCAUUUAAGAUGGUGUCCAAGGCGUUUCAAUGCUUGAGUGAUGCAGACAAUCGGAAAAGGUAUAAUCUUGUGGGCACAGAAGAGCCUGUGUACGAGAGGCGGGGAAGUGGAAGUGCAAACGGGAUGCGGGGGUUUAAUGGAUUCCAUAAUGGGGAUGUAGAUGCCGAGGAGAUUUUCAGGAAUUUCUUUUUCGGGGGAAUGCAUCCGGCCGCCACAGGAAAUUUCGGGGGAUUUUCGUUUGGGCCGGGUGUUAGGGUUAGGACAGGUGGAGUUGAUCAGGGUUCAAAUUGGCUGAGGAUUUUGAUCCAGUUACUACCGGUGAUAUUGCUGGUGUUGGUGAACUUCCUGCCCUCGUCCGAGCCGGUUUAUUCUCUUACUCUGUCUUAUGGUUAUGACGCCAGGUUUAUUACGCCCAAAGGCGUGACUUACUACGUUAAGUCUGCCAAGUUUGACCAGCAAUAUCCUUGGAAUAGUCCGGAACGCCUUGCCAUCGAACAACAGGUGGAGAAUGACUAUCACUCAGUUCUUGUGCAUAACUGCAGGCUUGAAUGGCAACAAAAGAACUGGGGCUACAGGCGUUCCACGCCCAAUUGUGAUGCACUCAAGCAAUUUGAGGCAAAAGUUCAGUAA
This is a messenger RNA of Striga hermonthica, 1044 nucleotides long. Lineage: Eukaryota; Viridiplantae; Streptophyta; Magnoliopsida; Lamiales; Orobanchaceae. The record is from the annotation of a GenBank genome assembly.